AUGUGUCAGACCAACUCAGACCAUUUCACUAAAGCACAUCUCAAUUGCAGUACCUGCUACCAGUCUGCUGACAAAAGUUGUAUUCUUUUUCUUUGUCUUGCAGCUUUUGCCAUAGGCUGGGAUAUGAACAACUCAAGUGAUUACUGGAAUGAGGACGAGAGUGAUCUCAAUUCUGUGAUAGAUUACAACACGUAUGAGUUGCUUUGUGAAAAGGAUGAUGUAAGAAAUUUCAGUAAAUUAUUCCUCCCUGUGUUCUAUGCAUUGGCUUUCACUGUUGGAGUCGCUGGAAAUUCAUUAGUGGUAGCAAUUUAUGCCUAUCUGAAGAAACCAAAGACUAAGACAGAUGUGUACAUCAUGCAUCUGGCCAUUGCUGAUUUGCUGUUGCUCUUCACUCUCCCAUUUUGGGCUGCAAAUGCAGUGCAGGGAUGGGAACUUGGAAACGCAAUGUGCAAGCUCACUUCUUCUUUAUACACCAUGAAUUUCAGCUCUGGCAUGCUGUUCCUGGCCUGCAUCAGUGUGGAUAGAUACAGGGCCAUUUCCAAAUCUCAAGGUCACAGAAGAGCUGGAAAACCGUGCAGCAUAACCUGUAUCUGGGUCUGGCUGUCUGCUAUUGUGCUCAGUAUCCCUGAACUGAUAUUUAACCAAGUGAAGAAGUACAAUGACAGGAAUGAAUGCCUUCCUGUAUUUCCCGCGAACACAGAAACACUCUUAAAAGCAGCCAUUCAAAUCCUGGAAAUUAUCCUGGAAUUUCUGCUUCCUUUCCUGGUAAUGCUGACCUGCUAUUCAGCCACUGCUAGAGCAAUCUUUAGAUCUCCAAAUGCCAAAAAGUCUAGACCCUUCAUAGUUCUGUUGGCAGUAGUGGCCACUUUCAUUAUUACUCAACUGCCUUACAACAUUGUUAAGUUUUGGCGUGCCAUAGAUAUCAUCUACCUGUUGAUUACUGACUGUGAUGCAAGUAAAACUAUAGAUGUUGCACUCCAGGUAACCAAGAGCAUAGCUUUGUUUCACACCUGCCUGAACCCUCUUCUGUAUGCCUUUCUGGGUGCUUCUUUUAAAAUGCAUAUUAUGAAAAUGGCAAAAAAUUAUGGAUCCUGGAGAAGACAACAACAGAAUGGAAUAACAGAAGAAAUUUCUAUGAAUUAUGAAGACCAUACAGAAGAAACAAUUAGCUUCACUAUAUAGACAAUCAAUUACUUUCAUUUUCAUAUAUACAAAAGGAAUUAUUUACCAAUUAAAGGGGUAUUAUUUCCACAUCGGUUUUGCAAGUUAACCUUCAGAUGAAUUUCUGGACCUACCAACUAGCCAAGACACUACAAUGCUGUUCAAAACGAAACAUGUUGAUCAAAAACAAGCAUCAGGCACGAACUGUAUACUAAGAGUGCUGGGAACAACUGGAAAUAGUUACUUUAAAAAAAAAAAAAAAAAAAAAAGAUUUAAAAGGGUCACAGUACUAGGCUAUUAUAUAGCUGAGUAAUCAACAAUCUGUACAUGCUUAAAAUAGAAAAAGAAACCAACAGCAAUAAAACCACAGUACAGGAACUUUUAUACCAAAAGUUAGUAAUUUUCAUGCCUUUAAAAUGUAACAUGGUAGGUGCGUUUCUGCAUUUUGUAACAGCUUAGAAUGUUUGCCUAUAAAUAUUUUCCAUGCUUUUCCCUAACUAUCAUACCAUAUCAUACCCUUACAGCAAUGAAUGAACCGAGGCAUCAGUUCACAGCUGAGAAUUAAGUUAGGAAAAAGGAAGAAGAAAAAAGCUAUUAUGAGUUUCCACAUAUACAUAGCAACAUCAACAUCCCUCCAUGAAAAUCAACAACUCCUUCUCUGUAACUACCUAAUUUCAUCUCUCCCUUUCAUUUUCUGCUCACUCUGGACUUUCAGCAAGCCCAGUGUCAAGAAGCACAUUCCAGAUCUCUGGUUCCAAUUCUAGAUUCAUACGAUGUGAUUAUCCAGGAUCUCAUAUUCUUAUCACUUCCUAAAAAAUGGCUAAGCUUUCCUCUCACUCUUACAUAAUCCUUGGGCAACAAGUAUCAGGCAAUGUAGGAAUGGCCUUACAUUUUUCAGCUAUCGCAUAUCUUAAUUUUGAACAGGAGCCCUAUGAUCUAUUACAAAAAUAUAGACUUUUUAUAUGUACCUUUAUUGCAUGUCUGUGGAUUUUACAGGUGUCAUAUGGGCUCUGAGCUUUUAUACCUAGCUCAGAUAACUCAAGAAUAACUGAAAGAAGAGGUUAAACUAUAUGUAGUAGAGCCAGAUGCAGACAGUUAUAGUCCUUAAGAAAGAAACUAAUGACAGGGAAGAACUGACCUGUGAAAGCAAGAAGGUAAUUGUUUUGAAACUGUUUGUUCUUAUGUUACAGUUAAGUACUUAAUGAAUAAUACGCUGCUUUUCUGCUCUCCAUAGUCUAUUUAUCUUCAGAGAGCCACAUCCCUCUUGUAACUAAACUAAUUCCAUUUGAUAUCCAAGGAUAACCUCAAGAAAAAAAUCUUACGCAGCUGAUACAGGAAAUAAUGUAACAAAGUCCCUAGAAUAAGAAAAAAAUAGAUAGCCACUGAAUUCCUAGAGAUUCUCACAACAAAAAUAGUAUGAGGAAAGACAUAAGUUGGUAAAAGACUGCAAGAGGGAACGUAGAAGGUGGGGGGCCAGUAUUCCACAACGGGGAAAUUACACAUUGUUCACUUAAUUAAUGUUGUUAAGAGAGGCAGUGUGCUGCAGAUUUGCCCAAGAAUUGCAUGGUUAAAUAAACAGAAGAUUCUGUUUACUGUGAUAAAAGAAAUCAACAAGUGUGUGCGUAUAUACAAAAACGAUCUACUUCUUCAAUCUUUUCAGUUGUCUUUGCUCUGCCCAAAGUUCUAACAACCACUCAUAUUCCAAGUGUUAUUCCUCUAGAGUAUGCAUAGAACUUAAACUAUUUCCUUGGCUAUACAAUGGCACCAUAUGAAGAUUUGGCUUUGUAAAUGUCAAAAUAGUACAAAGUAUUAGCAAGAAUGUAAGAAAAAGUUUUAAUCUUCUGACAUAGGGCCUGGAAUUUCGAGUAGGAAUUUGUAAAACAAUUAAACACUGCAAUAAUUAUAAUCUUCUACAAUAAAAUAU
Messenger RNA from Rhea pennata, 3085 nucleotides. RefSeq names its product atypical chemokine receptor 4 (gene ACKR4). The record is from RefSeq and is a predicted model, not a curated record. Gene Ontology annotation, biological process: immune response; calcium-mediated signaling; cell chemotaxis. The transcript is spliced from 2 exons. Lineage: Eukaryota; Metazoa; Chordata; Aves; Rheiformes; Rheidae. Gene Ontology annotation, cellular component: membrane; external side of plasma membrane. The coding region runs from base 1 to 1182 and encodes 393 amino acids. Gene Ontology annotation, molecular function: C-C chemokine receptor activity; scavenger receptor activity; C-C chemokine binding.